Molecule: messenger RNA, 2046 nt
Organism: Bufo bufo (common toad)
Lineage: Eukaryota; Metazoa; Chordata; Amphibia; Anura; Bufonidae
Gene: CISD2
Product: CDGSH iron sulfur domain 2
Exons: 3
Coding region: 78-563 (161 amino acids)
Biological process (GO): regulation of autophagy; autophagy of mitochondrion
Cellular component (GO): intracellular membrane-bounded organelle; mitochondrial outer membrane
Molecular function (GO): 2 iron, 2 sulfur cluster binding
Source: RefSeq, a predicted model, not a curated record
AGGGCGCAGCGUGGGGCGGGGAGAAGGAGGGACACUCUGGCAGGAAGAGAUCAGUCCUCAGCUCUCCUGCAGACGACAUGGUGCUGGAGAUCAUAGCCCGGGUGAUCAAGGUGCAGCUUCCCGCCUAUCUGAAGAAGCUGCCCGUGCCUGACAGCAUCGCCGGCUUCAUCCGGCUAACAGGUAACAAUGCCCUGGGCCUGGGCCGGACUCGGCCACACAUUACUGUUACACAGGCAUUCACUUCUCAGUCUGCUAGAGUUUCAGAAUGGCUGCGGCUACUGCCGUUCCUUGGGGUUCUCGCUCUGCUAGGCUACCUUGCAAUUCGACCAUUCCUACUGAAGAAGAAGCAGCAGAAGGACAGCUUGAUCAACCUCAAAAUCCAAAAGGAGAACCCAAAAGUGGUGAAUGAAAUUAAUAUUGAGGACCUACAUAUUGCCAAAGCUGCCUACUGUCGAUGCUGGCGCUCUAAAACGUUUCCGGUCUGUGAUGGCUCCCAUAACAAGCACAAUGAGUUAACUGGUGACAACGUGGGCCCACUUAUUCUCAAAAAGAAAGAAGUAUAAUAAAUGUCAAAUUCUGCCACUAUUUAGGAAUUAUAGGAAUUACCGUACUGACCUUGUCCAGUAUAUAGAGUCUUAAUUUUAAGGCUUUUGUGAGUUCUGUUAAUGUCCUUGACUCCUUAUUUGAUGGACUGUACAUGGGAAAGUGUUUGCCCCACUCAAAACUGACCGUGCUUUGCCUAAAAGGCAUAAGUGGAAAUCUCAUAGAAGAAUCGGGACUGUCUGUGGUGCAGGCGGUGACCAGAUGAUUAUUAUAAUUGUAUUUUUUUUGUAAGUACUUCACAGUAAAAUCUUAUUCCAACAGAGAACUUAUACUCAGUCUUUGUUCCCAUACAAUUGUGUCUAAUGUAAUGUGAACAGAGGGGGUGCGGAUCCCUGGCAUAAACCUGAUGCCUCUGGUGUCCGCCUUCUGAGAAGAACAAGGGAACUAGUUCUUUCAUGGCUGAACACUGUAAAGGAUGUGGCUGUUCUCCGUAGCGUGCAGCACUUUCUGCUUUCAGUUCUGCCUGGGGCUUGUCUUACAGAAACAGAGGCUUUUUAUGCGUGUAGUUUACAGCAGCAUUAUUAGUGCAGGUAUGAAAUUUGAGCCUUUCAGGCAGGUAACAUAUUACUAUUAUAAAGUGGACCAUGGUUAUAGUGAUCGAGCUUCACAAAAUGGCAGCCAGUUUUCUGUAUCGCAAUCUGUGCUUCAUAGCGUGCACUGUGUUGUCUAGAAACAGUGGGGGAGAUUUAUCAAACUAGUGUAAAGUAGGACUGGCUUAGUUGCCCAUAGCAACCAGUCAGAUUCCACCUUUUAGUUUUUCACAGCUCCUUUAGAAUAUAAAAGGUGAAAUCUGGUUGCUAUGGGCAACAGCCAGUUCUACUUUACACCAGUUUGAUAAAUCUUCCCGUGUGUGUGUGUAAAAUAAUUGGUAAUUUGCUCACCUGAUCAAUACUGCUUAUUGGAAAAUCUGUUGCACCACCACUGCUCCACCCUGCUCCGAGUCGUGGGAGUCAUGUCCGGAUUGCAAAGAAAUGAGUAAAAUGGGAAAUUCAGGUGCUGGUGGAGAUAGUUUACAGCAUGGGUGCUUGUAGCCCACAUCCAACUAGACAAGAAGACAGCUGAUCAUCUGCUGUGUUUCUGACCUGGAUUAAUGCUCCUGCAGUCUAGGUCUGGUCCCCAGCUGACAGUAACCCAGCGGAGAAGAUAGAAAUGUAUUGCUUCCUCUAUUGGACUCGGCGACCACAUGGAAAAGCAGAGCCGCUGGGUCUUAGCGGACCCUGAUCAGCUUGCUAGUUUUCAGUGCUCCCACAGGGGGCUGUUUUCACCUUUGCAUGCCCCAGUUACAGUAAACAAAUGUGUCCCCCAUAAGUUCUUGGGGGGGAUUUUGUGCGUAAAAUAAAAUACAACUAAAAGAAAAAAAACACCACGCCAAUCAAAAACCUUGUAUUAUCUCCCUAUUCAUGCAAAUUUAUAUAUAUUAUAUAUCAAAACGACAACACAAAA